Molecule: messenger RNA, 10740 nt
Organism: Gryllus bimaculatus (two-spotted cricket)
Lineage: Eukaryota; Metazoa; Arthropoda; Insecta; Orthoptera; Gryllidae
Source: the annotation of a GenBank genome assembly
GGCAAAGUGCCGAGAUCAACAAUACGAGGAAGUCAGGUGUGGAUCGCCCGAGUAAUGAAAAUAUGGCCUACAAUCAUUUUACAGUGUUGUAGACCCUGAAGCCUUGGAAGUUGGACACCCUUGAUCUAGUUCAUUCAAAUGUGGUAUAUCGGUAAAGGUGGCAACGCUCGUUAUCUCGUUUUGAGCAAAUCACUUACGUCAUACGGCGCUGUAAUUGAAUUGAAAUAAUGCCCACCCGUUGUGGCUAGGAAAUCCUUGCCCAAUGGCGAGGUCAACAAGUCACGGUCAAACAACGUCAUAGAGUUACGAGUGCGGACCACGACAUUCAGUCAUUUCGUCUCGCCGUGAGAGGAACGUGGUUCCCGCUCCGAUUGGAAUCAGCUGGAGAGACGCGCGGGCGGACAGGUUUGGAGGUUAAGAGGCAACAGUGUAUUUUUGGUGUUUUUAAGUUUAAAAAACCAACCAAAAAAACAAAUAUUUCUACAAUGAGCGCUAAUGUUCUUGUGAUCGGCAGUGGAGGACGGGAACAUGCCAUUUGUUGGAAGCUGUCUCAGUCGCCUGAGGUUCAGACACUGUUUGUUGCUCCUGGAAAUGCUGGCAUUGCUGAAGUAGACAAAGUCCAAUUGGUGAUUGAUUUAAAAGUGAAUGACAAUGAUGCUGUGGUCUCGUGGUGCAAGAGUCAUUGCAUUGACUUGGUGGUGGUUGGCCCUGAAGACCCCUUGGCUCGAGGCAUCGCAGACACUUUGCAGAAGGCCGGGCUCAAUUGCUUUGGUCCUGGAUCCCGUGGUGCUCGCAUUGAGGCUGAUAAAAACUGGGCGAAGAGCUUCAUGCAAAAACAUGACAUUCCAACUGCCCGAUGGAAGGCAUUCACUGAUGCCCAAGCAGCCAAGAAAUUUAUUAGAGAAGCUCCUUUCCGUGCUCUGGUGGUAAAAGCUAGUGGGCUAGCAGCUGGGAAAGGAGUUAUUGUAGCAAACAAUCAAGAAGAGGCUUGUAAAGCUGUGGAUGACAUCCUCUCAAAUAAAUGCUUUGGAGAAGCUGGACAUACUGUGGUUGUGGAGGAACUCUUAGAAGGAGAGGAAGUGUCUGUCCUGGCUUUUACUGAUGGAAAAACUGUUCAACCUAUGCUUCCCUCACAAGACCAUAAACGUCACUUGGAUGGUGAUAAGGGAUUAAACACUGGAGGAAUGGGUGCUUACUGCCCAUGCCAUCUUCUAUCUGACAGUGAACUGGAAUGUGUUACUAAGAAUAUCCUGCAGCGCACAGUGGAUGAACUUGCUAAGGAAAACUGCCCUUUUGUUGGUGUUUUAUAUGCUGGUCUAAUGGUAACCAAAGAAGGCCCAAAGGUUCUGGAGUUUAACUGUCGUUUUGGUGAUCCUGAAACACAAGUUAUUCUACCUUUGCUAAAUACUGAUCUAUAUCACAUAAUGCAGGCUUGCUGUGCUGGAACUCUACAAAAGCUCCAAAUUGAAUGGCAAAAGGAGACAUAUGCGGUUGGUGUGGUUAUGGCCAGUAAAGGUUACCCUCAGUCUUCCAGUAAAGGUGAUGUAAUAACAGGGCUGAAUUUACCAAAAUGCAUCACCUUCCAUAGUGGCACAGCCAUUAAAAAUAAUGCAAUGGUCACAAACGGAGGUCGUGUGCUGAUAGCUGUAGCAUUGGCUAGUGAUCUGGCUAUGGCUGCAGCACAGGCUACGAAAGCAUGUAGCCAAAUCUCUUUCCCAGGUGCUCAAUACCGAAGUGAUAUUGCUCACAAAGGCAUCGCUCGAUCUAUGUUGUAUCAGGGUUUACUCACUUAUAAACAAUCAGGAGUGGAUAUCACAGCAGGAGACGAGUUUGUGAAACGCAUCAAACCCCUAGUUGCACAAACACAUCGUGUAGGUGAAAUAGGAGGAUUGGGUGGUUUUGGAGCUCUCUUUGAUGUUGCUGCCGCAGGUUACCGAGACCCAAUCCUUGUGUCGGGGACUGAUGGCGUUGGAACUAAGUUAAAGAUAGCACAAGAGAUGAAUAUACAUAACACAAUAGGCAUUGACCUUGUGGCCAUGUGUGUAAAUGAUAUCCUGGCUCAUGGAGCAGAGCCAUUAUUUUUCUUGGACUAUUUUGCUAGUGGAGAAACAGCAGAGAUGCCAGGCCUGUAUGCACCAGGAGAUUAUGACUUAGCAGGUUUCACAGUGGGAGCAGUAGAAAAAACAAAAAUGCUUCCACGUACCCAAAAUAUUGUUGCUGGGGAUGUGGUUAUUGGCUUGUCUUCUUCUGGAGUGCACAGCAAUGGAUUUAGUUUAGUUCGUAAAGUUUUAGAAAAAAGAGGGUUGAAAUUCCAUGAUUCUGCUCCAUUUAGUUGCACUGGAAAGUCUUUGGGAGAGGAGUUCCUCACACCAACGAAAAUUUAUGUGAAGAGUCUACUCAAAGUACUUCAGUCAGGACGUGUGAAAGCUCUUGCACAUAUUACUGGUGGAGGGCUUACAGAGAACAUUCCCCGAGGCAUUAGUGAGUCUGAAUUACUGAGAACUUUCAACUGUGGUUUGGGUGUAAUUCUGAUUGUUAGUGCAGAGCAUCAAAGUGAGGUGCUAGCCAAUAUUACAGAAGAUUCGGUAUCUGUAGUUGGUUGUGUGGAGCAAUGUGGAUCUGAAAGAGAUACAUCUCUUGUUGUUGUGGACAACUUUGUGUCAGUGAUGGAAGCUGCAAUGAAGCCAUACGUGCCCUCCCUUGUAAAAUAUCACGUUCCAGAUCGCAAGAGAGUUGGUGUUCUUAUAUCAGGAAGUGGCACAAAUCUUCAGGCUUUAAUUGAUGCUACAAACGAUUUAAAUCAAGGUAUUGGAGCUGAAAUUGUUUUAGUAAUUUCCAACAAAGCUGGUGUUGCUGGCCUUACAAGAGCUGAAAAUGCAAGAAUUCCGACUAAGGUUAUCAAACAUGGUGAUUUCCCCUCACGAUUAGAAUUUGACAUGGCUCUCCACGCAGCUUUAACAAAUGCAAACAUAGAUAUUGUAUGCUUGGCUGGCUUUAUGCGUGUGCUAACUGCAGAAUUUGUUAAGUUGUGGAAAGGACGACUCAUCAAUAUACAUCCCUCUCUACUGCCAUCAUUCAAAGGAACACAUGCCCAUCGUCAAGUUCUAGAGGCUGGAGCGGAUAUAGAUGCAGGAGCUAUCCUUGCUCAAGAAACAGUACCAGUUGAAAUUGGUGACACAGAGGAAAUAUUGCAAGAACGUGUUAAAGUGGCAGAGCAUCGUGUGUUCCCUCAGGCUCUGAAGCUGGUGGCUACUGGUACAGUGCAGUUAAAUCAAGAAGGAAAACUUCCGACACAAGAACCGGAACGGAACACUGAACCAACAACAGAACCAGAACGCAACAGAACAACAAACCAGCAGCAGACAGCAGCUGGUUCACGGUGGGGCGCAAUUAACAUGGCUGAGAAGAGAAAAGGGAAGAAGCGGAAGGAGGAAUUGGUACUGGAUGAACCCGAAAAACCAUCAAAAGAGGAAUAUGCAGUGGCCAAAUGGUUGAAAAAGAAUGUGCCCACAAAGAAAACAAAGUUCCUUAAUCAUAAUGUUGAAUAUUUCACAGCUGUCAAAGCUGUGAACGCUUUAAUGACAUCUCACUGGGCUGAAGCAAAAAAUGGAGAAGAGCCUCUGUUUGCCUCGCGUGUUGCUGUGGUAGAAUUUCUGGAUAAAAUGCUGAGACACAAAUUUUUUCAUCGAGCCAAAAAGAUUCCAGUGUCUGAACAAGAAUUGAAGGCUAAAUUGAAAAAAAAGGAAAAAGAAAGGAAAAAAGAUGGAGAAAAAAUUGAACGUGUGGAGGAUGCAGAUAGUAGUCAUGCUGAAGGAGAGAAACAAAUUGAAGAAAAGGAGAAGAAGAAAAGAAAAAUACGUCUAGAAAUGCAUCUUGAUCAGCUGUUUGUUGAUGGUUUGGAUGCAUAUGUGUGGAUUUAUGAUCCAAUUCCCAUGUACUAUUGGUUUUUUGGAACAUUGCUUGUACUUGGGGCAAUUGCCAUCUGUUUGUUUCCAUUAUGGCCUCCAUCUGUUAGGAAGGGUGUCUAUUACCUGAGUGUGGCUGCAGCAGGAUUCCUCAUCUUUAUUAUUGCAUUAGCUCUAGUUCGGCUUAUCAUAUUUUGUGUGCUCUGGACACUCACCUUUGGUAAACACCACCUGUGGGUUUUCCCCAACCUUACUGAGGAUGUUGGAUUUCUGGCUUCUUUUUGGCCUCUUUAUCAAUAUGAAUAUAAAGGAGACGAUGGAGACAAAAAAGUGUCCAAGAAGAAAAAGAAAGACAAAGACUCUGAUAAUGAAGACGACAAGCACAAUGAUGAUAAGGAAGAUGAUAGCAAGUCAGAAGAUGAACAUGAAAAGAAUGAAGAAAUACCUGAUGAAAAAGAAGAAGAUAAAGAUGAAAAUGUUUCAAAUAAAGAACAAGAAAAUUCUGAAAGCGAAUCAGAGAGCAGUCAGAAGUCUCAGACAGGCAAAGACUUCGAAAUGGUUGAGCGCGAGGAAGUAGAAUCUUAAUGGGCUAUUGGUAAGAUAAAGUAAUCUUUAUGUUAGGAGCAUUCUGUGUCAUUGCUUUAAGAAAUUGCAUUUCUGCAUUGUUUUUAAGAUUUUAGUUUACUUUUUAUAAGAAGGUAUAGAAGAUCGUAGAUAUUGAGCAAACCAUUCACUUAUAUUUGCAGAUUUUCAGAAAAAAAAUUUUGUCCGAAAUUUUUGUAUUCUUGAAUGUGAAAAUGUGUUGUAGAUGUGCAAAAAUAUUUUAUUUGAUUUUCUGAUUAAAUAUCAUUGACAUGUCCUGUCUAAUGGAAUAGCAUGAAUAGGUUCAUAAAUUUAAUGAAAAACAGUAAAAAGAUAAAAUUAAUAAAUGCAACUUUAUUUGAACUUUGCCCAUGAAUUGAGCUACUAUAAGAUCUACUUUGUGACUUCAGAGUGAUUGUUCAUCUCUGUAAUUCAUUGUUAUUUUGCUCUGUACCAGGUUGAACAUCUGGAUAGAUAGCAUCAGAGUUCUGGUCCUGUGUCUAGAAUUUUUCUAGUUCUUUUUUUUUUUUGUUAAUUUUGAGGUUCCACUCAGAAACCAACAUUGAUAUUUUUCUUUGAAUAUUUUGUAUUACAUCUAUAUAUGACAUGGGAACAGUGAUAUACUAGCAUUGAAAACUGCAUAUUGCUUUACUUGAGGCUAUUAUCUGUUAUUUGUCCAUUGAACAGAACAAGGACCAAAGCUGUGACCAGACCAAAGUAUCCCAUCUCCAUGAGAAUUUAAACAAGAUGCUUCCUUUGAAAUGUUAUGAUUAGCCUUAUAUUUUAUUUCAAUCUUAGCCAUUCCAGUUCUUAAUGUAUGUAUUUGUUGUGAUGUACAUAGAGUAACUGUAUGUUUAUAUUUGCACAGAAUUAAUUAAUUGAUUCACUGUGUAUUACACUAGUUUGAACCUUGCCCAACAUGCAGUUUUAAAUAAAAUUUAUCAUUCUCUUACAAAACAGGAUUUGUUUACCAAAAGUUAUUGUAUUAUCAGAAUGUUUUUAUUGGUGCACUGAUGAAAGGGAAAAGAAGACAUGGUUUUGCAAAUGAUGCUGAAAAUUAGAUAACAUUUUAUUACAAAUUGUAAGAUGAUAUAAAUGGUGCUGUUAAUGUAGCAUUAGAAUUGGAACUCUUGGAUCUGUCAAUCCAAAAGAAAAUCUCAUGGUUAUUAUUUUAUUACUUAAUUACAGCCUGGGUUUUAGGGCUGUUACUGUCGUGAAUUGUUAUUCAAGUUCUGUACUAUACAAAUGUAAUAAAUCUUCUGUAAAGAGACAAUUGAGAUUCCAAAGGCAAAUAAUAUAGUGUAUAACCUGUAAAUUCUAAUAAACUGUGUAUCUUAAAGGAGCUGUACUGUGCAAUAUCAAUCCUUAAUGAUUUAAUUGACAUAAAAAUAUAUACUAAUACAAGAAAUAUAUAUUACAUAUGUUCAGGUAUAUUGCAUUGCAUUGUAUUAGUUCCUUCACCAAGAUAUUCGGUUUAGAAAUGACCCUGUAAUGUAUAUACAUUCACCCUAUUUCCCAUUUAUUCUUCAAUUAGUUUCUGAAGUAUUUCUAUAUGUUGCAAAUGUUUAUGAGUACAAAUUAUUGAAUACAGUUUGCAACAUUUGAUUACACAGAGCAGCAUAUGGAUUGAGUUUGACAAGUUGUGCUUUUGCAAAUUGGCUACCAAGAUCUGCAGCAGCUUCGAAGUCUUUCUUAGCUUCAUCAGUAAGACCACCUUUCCAAAAAAUGAGGCCUCUUUGACACAAUGCUUGACAGGCAGAUCUUCCAUGACCACCACUCAAUUCAAUAGCUUUGUUUAAAUCCAUCACAGCAUCUUCAGUUUCUCCUUUCAAACGGUAGACUUGUGCCCUAUUAUUGUAUCCUGAGGCCCUGGUGGGGGCAGCUUCAAUAACUUUUGAAAAUAUUUUCAGAGCAGCAUUAAAAUUCCCCGUUUCUGCCGCUUCUAUACCAUCCCUCUCCAAUGCUUUGAUUGGUAAAAGUGUUUUAUCAUCCUCGUCAUUAUCUGCCAAGUGUAAAAUUCCUUUAUCACUGUUGUCAUCUAAUGGUAAGACUGGAUUGAAAAUAACGUUCAGAACAGCAGCAUCGUGUUCGCUUGACAUUUUUGUUGUCAGUUGUUUCAAGGUUAUCAACUUUAGUCGCUACGUAGACAUUUAUGCUAAUUAGGAAUGUUUCGAAAAGAAAGGGGAAUGAAGUUCUGUACAUACUAGUCGAGACACCCAUCCUAAAGAUUUUACAAAAUGUUCAGGAAUUAAUGGCCACUUUCUUCUAUUGUAAUACGCGCCAUUUAGCUGUCAAAUGUUAAACAAAUUUCUUCUUAACAAAUGGUUACGCAUAGAGGGGUAUUUCUCUCAACAAUUGUUCGCAGCCAAAUAUGAGUGUUUUAACGUGAGGUUUUCUCAUUUGUGAAAACACCAGGCAUGCUAAAAUCAGCAGUAAAAAUCUCUUUCCGUACAAUUCAGAGACGAUUUGAAGGAUUCGCGUAGAGGCACAUGAAAAGGCGCCUUGGAAUAGUUACAGGAAUUAUGAAUUAUAAAGUUGUUAACGAUGAAUGGCGCUAACCAAUAUGAGCUACAAAGUGUGUUGCUACUGUUGCAAUCCUAGUUUCUUUUAAUUUUACUUUGUAACAAGACCCUUUUGAGCUGCUUUCCUUUUCUCUUAGUAAGAAAACUGCUGCAUUCGAGUAUCCAAGAGGCUUUGCUUGCCCUUAAUAUGGCUGCCAGUGAAGACGUUCUUGAGAGUUGGGAAGAUAUCGAAGACAGUGGGGUCUUGGAUAAGAAGUUGCAGCCAUCUGUGCCUCCGCAAGAGGAGUGUGAAAAUAUGCGCAGAGGAACUUCCAAUGGCCCAAUUAUUAUUCAAGAUGAAACUCUUCGUAACCAUUAUGUACCUCCAGAACCUACGGUAAAAAUUCUCAAGCGUCCAAAUAGAAAUCUCCAAGGAAGUGGUGAUGGUCCAUUGUUGAAUGGUGAUGCUAAACCCCGGCAGCCCAUCAAAACUCUUCAGCAACGUGAACAGGAAUAUGCUGAGGCUAGACUGAGAAUUCUUGGAGAAGCAAGAAGCCCAGAAGAACAGGUGCAACUUAAUACUGAUGAUAGGGUAAGCAAAAUUCAGACAAAAAUGGAGGUAUUGCGAGCAUCUGACAUGGCCAAUGUGGUUCGUUUGCCAAAAGGACCAGAUGGUUCAAAAGGGUUUAAUAUACGUAGGUAGUGGCUUCAGUGUUUGCUGCCUCAGCAGUCAGAAGGACAUGAACAAAUGUGGAGUGCAAAGCAACAAAAACUUGGGACUCAGCAGUUGAGCUGUAAUGCUCACUGUAGGUGUGUGGCAUAGGCAUUUGAUUUCUUUGCUGGUGCAUCUACAUUGUUAAUUUAACAAGAACGCUGGACAGUGAUGUGGCAGCAUACUGGGAGGGAGAAGACUGAGACGCCAUUUGCCACAUAUAGUUAUUUGCACAUAUCAAACAAGAUCCCUGUGUUUGAACCAAGAUCAUAAAGUGUACAAUUCAAAUACAAGGUUUAAAAUUUGAAAUUUAGAAUUGGAAAAAUUUGAAAACAUUCUGCUUUAGGUAACAUUACUACUUUGUGUUCCAUGCUAGCAGUUAUCGAAGUUGGCGCCUGGUAUGAAAUUUUUGAAGUAGUACUUCAAUAUGUUCCCAUUCAUGGCUGUGUCAACACCUUGGGUAGAGGAAAUACAACUUGCAAUUUUGGCUUCAAAGUUGAUGGUUACUUUGAAUCCUUGUGAAGUUUGCAUUCUGUAGAACAGUCAUUAUAGAGGGGGAAAUACAGAUAUUAGUGUUGGUAUUAUAUUGUGUUGAUGAAUCAGCAAAAAAAGAUAUAUAUUCUCUAUUAAAUAGUGAUGAGCACACAUUUAAAUGUGCAAUCUGCAAUGAGGAGUUAAACUGUUUAGAGUGUACUCUUGUGCAAAAGAAAAACUUUCUAAUCUUUUUUCUGUGAAAGAUGAAAGAGCUACACAUGGUGGUUGGUGACUCAAUGGUGGGCCCUAUCACAUAAAAGCUUUAUGCUGCUGUGCUUUCCCAGUAUUGUUCUUGACUUUAUAGAACAAACUUCAUUAAAUUAUAUGUUGUGGUGGCCUAUAAUUUCACACUUUGUGGAAUUUUAUUUAAAAACUCAGUUAAAUAGAAGGAAAGAAAACUCUUAUAAAUGUGAGGCAAGUUUUAUUCUUACAAUAGUCAUUAAAAUACUAGGUAGAUGGGAUGUAUGACAUUUGCAGGACAAGAAUUUGAUGAUCAAUUAGUUAAUUUUAUUAGAAAUUAUUUCCACCAGGCUUCAUAAAUCUUGAAAUGUCCAUGUCCAUGAAAUUAAAUUUACUUAAACAAUCUAUCUCUCUAUCGAGAAUUGUAGUUGCUCCAGUACAGAAACUGUUUUGAUACUUCUAGUUCUUAUUUCAAUAUUAAUAAAAUAUACUUGUCAUAUUAUCAAACAUUGCUUAUAAUGGACAGACUUGCCACAUUUAUUUGCCCACAAAGUGCUUAUUUGCCCACUAAUAGGCUGUGAUCAUUUUAUUGGUGUACCAUGGAUGUGCUAGCUUCUGGUUUUUGUGAAUUGUGGUAAGAACACAAGGAUCUGUGCAUGUGCUAUGCCAAGUACCUAUUUCACCUGCGAUGGUAUAUGGACGAUAUUUAGGUAUAGAAGCACUAGCAGCAAGAAUUUGUAAUAGUUAAUAUGAAAUAUUUUAUUAUCAACGUAUUUUUAAAUGUCAUUGUUUUUAGCAGGAUUAUCUGAUAUCCCAAGUCAUACUGUGGUAUCCACAUGAUUGUUUGUGAAUGGGAUGUUUUAUAAUACCUGUGUGUAAUGUAUACUGUUAUAUUGAAAUUCUAAGUGAGCUCUGAAUGAUUUUACUUGAAAGAUAAUUUCCAAACCUUUAAAAAACAAGUGAUUCCUUGUGUUUGCCCAGUGUUGCUUUUGAUCCACUGAAGUGGGUGAGCUUAUAAGCAGCCUACCCUGAGCUUUCUAAUUCAUAUUCUUGGGAUGUUGUGAUGUUUUCUUUUAUUUAUGAAUUAUUUAAUAGAAUGAUGUUAAUAGUUCUUUCUUUCUUCGUAGUUAGAACUUCUUACUGAAUGUGUAUAUUUAUAUAUAUAUAUAUAUAUCUUUAUCUAUAUAUCUACGUUACAUUUUUUAUUUACUAAUGAUUACUGCUUCCUUUUUGUGUGUAUGAAUGUGUAAUAUAUUUACUUAAAAAUAGUCUUGAUCACAACAACUCGGGGGAGGCUUAGACAUGGUCUUCAGUGCCACUUACUGUCAAGAAGAUUUCAAUAUUUGCUGUAUGCUAGUGAUCUAAGAAUUUAAAUUAUAUUUUUUUAUCGACAAUACACUGUACAGUCAAAGUGAUGGUAUUCUUUCACCAUUUUGUAUGUGCGGUUUGCUUCUAUUGUGUUAUUCAAGUAUCCGGAGGAGUAUUGUAUAUAAUAAUGUAAUGACAUUUGUAAAUCCACAUCAAAUACACUUCCAGCAUUAAUGUUGAGCAAACCAAUUAAGUAUGUUUUGAAGUCUAUUGAACGUGAUGUGAUUGUAUAAUUUUUUAAUGAUUACAUGUUUUGGUUACUGAAGUCUUUCUUUGUAACUAUUUGUACCCUUUUCAUGCCUUCCUGAAUUUAAUAAUGAAGUUAAUUGUUAGUAUAUUUCUGAUGCAUUGUAACCCAAACACUUACCAAGGUGUUAGAAACAUUUAAACUUAUGACAUAGUAUGAAGGAAUGCUUUUUUAAUUGGAUCUUUUGUAUCUUACAGCUCAGGUACUUUAGUGGGCUUGAAGGUGCAAAAUGUGUGAAAAGCUUUAAAGUAGUUUGUGAAUAAACUUGUCAUUUCGUACAGAAGAGCUCUGUGAUGUGAUAAGUAUAUGGUGAGUGGAGAAUAGGCAUUUGUAUAUGUAGAUUGUACAUAUUACACUUAACAUGAAAUGUAGAAAACUGAAAGCUGAGGGUUAAAAGACUGCAUUAGAAUUUUGUCAUCGAUGAGUAUUUAUGAGUUGUAUAUUUCUGUUAUGAACUGCACAUGUAGGGAGAGUGAAUUGUCUGGAAGUGUGAUAUACCAUUUAUAACUUCCUUUAAUUACUGGCAACAAAGUUGAAAACUGUUACUUUUCUGUAUCCUUACUAAUUGUCAGUGUUUUACCUAUUUAAUUUGCAAUAGAAACUGAAUACUUUAUACAAUUAGUUUGUUUGUCACAUUGAAUUAUUCAGAAGUUUUAAAACUUUUUGUGGUGUGAAAUAUACAUCUUUGAUUUGUACAUAAAUAUUUAGAAU